Messenger RNA from Lucilia sericata (common green bottle fly), 2216 nucleotides. It is a transcript of the gene Rh50, whose product is annotated as ammonium transporter Rh type B. The record is from RefSeq and is a predicted model, not a curated record. Gene Ontology annotation, cellular component: plasma membrane. The coding region runs from base 538 to 1896 and encodes 452 amino acids. Gene Ontology annotation, molecular function: ammonium channel activity. Gene Ontology annotation, biological process: ammonium transmembrane transport; ammonium homeostasis. The transcript is spliced from 8 exons. Lineage: Eukaryota; Metazoa; Arthropoda; Insecta; Diptera; Calliphoridae.
CACAUACGCUGCGAUAAAUUCACAUUGAAUGUGUAAAAAAAUUAAAAGGCUUUUAACGUCUGCUAAGAACAGACGUAUUUCAAACUUAAGACGGCCAUAAUAAAAAUAUACACCCCCAAUACGUGAAAAUAAGUUAUAGAAACUAGAAAUAGUUUCUAAACGAAAAAGAAAUAGUGUCGUGCAUAAGGAAUUUGAUGAUGUUGCAUUACAGGAUCAAUUCCUUUUUACGUUUUGCAACCGUGCACUCAAAACUUAAAUCCUGUUAAUAAUUCCCAAAACGUGUUCUUCUAACUAAAAGUGUUCAUUUAAAGUUUAAAUACAAGUGCAUACAAAGAAAAACAUGUCCUUUUCGUUUCCUUAAGAUCCUUUUUCAAAUAAAUAAAGUGCAAAAAAAAAUCAUUCCUUGUCUCGAAACGAAAAUAGUGUUUUAAUAAAUAUAAAUAAAUACAUUUUCAAAAAAUAAAUAAACCAGAAAAAAAUCUCAAUUGUUAAAGACGUUAAAAGCAUCUUCCCACGUCAGCAACAAUAACAGUGACAAUGCAUUCAUCUGCUGCUAAACAGACGGGCUUCAUGUCCCUUAUGGUUGUGCAAAUCAUUUUCUUGGCACUAUAUUGGUGGUUCGUGCGUUACGAUAAAAGUGCAAUGCCCAUUGAUGUCCAUCCAGAAGGAGAAAAUGAGCCUGAAACACACGAAGAGGAACCAUCCAAAUAUCCUCAUUUCCAAGAUAUCCAAGUAAUGAUAUUUGUUGGUUUUGGUUUUUUGAUGACAUUUUUACGCAAAUACGGUUAUAGUGCUACAGGUUAUUCAUUAUUUUUGGCCUCAUUGGUGGUACAAUGGUCGGUUUUGAUUAAAGGCUUUUUCGAAAUGGAAGAUGGUGUAAUACAUCUUUCCUUGGAAAACAUAAUUGAUGCUGAUAUUGCUGCAGCUGUACCUUUAAUUAGUAUGGGCGCUCUAUUGGGUCGCACUACACCCAUACAAUUAUUGUUCAUGGCAUUGUUUGAAGUGGCUCUAUUCGCUGCCAAUGAAUAUGUAGCUUUGCAUAUUUUCAGCAUCUGUGAUGUUGGUGGCUCCAUUACUGUACACGCAUUUGGUGCUUACUUCGGUUUGGCUGUAAGUCUUAUGUUACGUCCCAGCAAAGAUCAAAAUGAGCCUGGCAAAUAUGAAGGUGCAAAUUAUGUCUCUGAUAUAUUGGCUAUGAUUGGCACAUUAUUCUUAUGGAUCUAUUGGCCCAGUUUUAAUUCCGUAUUAGCCAAUGGUACUGGCCAAGAGCGUGCUAUUUUGAACACGUAUUUAUCAUUAGCAGCUGCAACAGUUACAACAUUUGUUUUAUCGGCACUUGUCAGCCACGAGAAUAAAUUGGACAUGGUUCAUGUACAGAAUUCUACACUGGCAGGAGGUGUUGCUGUUGGUACUGUUUGUAAUCUACUGAUUGGUGCUCAUGGUGCAAUAUUAAUUGGUAUUAUUGCUGGCACAGUAUCGGUGUUGGGUUAUCGUUUUAUUACGCCAUUUUUAACAGCCAAAUUACGUAUACACGACACCUGCGGCGUGCACAAUCUACACGGUAUGCCAGCUGUAAUCUCAGCCAUUGCCUCCGUCAUUUAUGCAUCUCUGGCAAAACCAGAACAAUACAAAUCGGAUUUGGGUGAUAUCUUUCCGGCAAUGUUAAGUCAACCAAAUAACGAAACAACAAUAAUAUUAGGGGGCUAUGGUCGUGAAGCCAGCAGCCAAGCUGGUUAUCAAUUGUUGGGUAUUGGUGUUACUGUUCUAGUGGCUAUUGUGGGUGGCAUUUUAGCAGGUCUGGCAUUAAAAUACACCAACUUCCGUAAGUUACAAAAGGAAGAACAUCAUCAGGAUGAACUCUAUUGGGAGGUGCCCAACGAACAAAAGGAUGAAUAGUAAAGUGAAGAUAGAAACUACUAUAUAACAAAACAAUAAAAACAACACAAUAUUAUAUACAGUAACCAUUUUAAUAAUAAUUUUAUUAAAAAAUUUCUCUUAAAUUUGAGAAAAUUUUUUAAUUUUUUUUCUUUUAUAAAGGUUUUACUGUAUUUAAUACAAUUUGCUCACCGAAAACAUUUACUCUAUAUACUGUUUAUUAGUUUUAAUUUUGCACAAUAUUUAGUUUGUUUAAAUAUUUUUUGUUCUCUCUAUUAUUUCUGUUGCUGCCUAAAUCAAUAAAAUAUUUUAACUUUUUUUUUAACUUGUUCAUUGGAAAA